Molecule: messenger RNA, 2458 nt
Organism: Trichogramma pretiosum
Lineage: Eukaryota; Metazoa; Arthropoda; Insecta; Hymenoptera; Trichogrammatidae
Product: laccase-5
Exons: 2
Biological process (GO): iron ion transport
Cellular component (GO): plasma membrane
Molecular function (GO): copper ion binding; oxidoreductase activity
Source: RefSeq, a predicted model, not a curated record
CUCUCUCUCUCUCGAUUCUCGCUGCACUCGAGUGACAGAUAAACGAGCCGUAAAAUGCGGCAGCCGUUGCAUUUAUAUUAUUAUAUACACGAAUGUAACUCUCGCAUCGGCGCCAAAUCGGCGCUUCUACUGCUACUGCUGCUCGUCUCCCAUGUGAGAUCCGAUGCAGCCCGCAGCAGCAGCAGCAGCGGUAGCAGUGCCAGCAGUGCCAAAUCGUCCUCCAGCUCCAGCAAGACAGCCCUACCCGUGGGUGCCAAGCUAAAGCCCAAAACGACGGCCUCUAAAAGCAGCAACAGCAGCGAUCAGUCCACGGCCGAGUCGCAGUUCUGGACGCCGUCGAUCAAGACCGCCGGCAAUCCGCUGUUCGGCCAGGUGACCGCCGACGACCAGUCGGCCCGCUACUUCUCGGCCAGCCACGGCCUGGUCCAGACCCACCCGGACUCGGCCAUCUUCCAGGCGGGCUUCGGCGGCAUCGACAAUCUCGGCGGUCGCUGGGGCUCGACCGCCCGGCCGCCCGCCAGCUCACUGCGCUCGCGACCCCUGGACUACAGCGAACGUGCCACCGCCGAGCUGCGCCGUAAUCCGUCGCUCUCGGCGCCCGACGAGUGCGCCCGCGCCUGUCGCGAGGGCGAGCCCCCCCGCAUCUGUUACUAUCACUUCACCCUGGAGUUUUACACGGUGCUCGGUGCGGCCUGCCAGGUGUGCACGCCCAACGCCACCAACACCGUGUGGAGCCACUGCCAGUGCGUGCUGGCUGACGGCGUAGAGCGCGGCAUCCUCACGGCCAACCGAAUGAUCCCCGGCCCGAGCAUACAGGUGUGCGAGGGCGAUCGAGUGGUCAUCGACGUGGAGAAUCACAUGGAGGGCCAGGAGGUCACGCUCCACUGGCACGGCGUCUGGCAGAAGGGCUCGCAGUACUACGACGGCGUGCCCUUCGUCACCCAGUGCCCGAUCACGGCCGGCACGUCGUUCCGCUACCAGUGGACGGCCGGCAACGCGGGCACCCACUUCUGGCACGCUCACACGGGUCUGCAGAAGAUCGACGGCCUGUACGGCAGCGUGAUAGUGCGCCAGCCGCCGAGCAAGGACCCGAACAGCAAGCUCUACGACUACGACCUGACGACCCACGUGGUGCUCAUCAGCGACUGGAUGCACGAGGACGCCGCCGAGCGUUUCCCCGGUAGGCUGGCCGUGAACGUCGGCCAGGACCCCGAGACCGUGCUGAUCAACGGCAAGGGUCAGUUCCGCGACCCCAACACGGGCUUCGUCACCAACACGCCCCUCGAGGUGUUCACCAUCACGCCGGGUCGUCGCUAUCGUUUCCGCCUGAUCAACGCGUUCGCCUCGGUCUGUCCGGCUCAGAUCACCUUCCAGAGCCACGAUCUCACCAUCAUCGCCACCGACGGUGAACCGGUGCAGCCGGUCAACGUCAACACCAUCAUCUCGUUCUCGGGCGAGCGCUACGACUUCGUCGUCACGGCCAAUCAGCCGGUGGGCGCCUACUGGAUACAGCUGCGCGGCCUCGGCGAGUGCGGCAUCAAGCGCGCCCAGCAGCUCGGCAUACUGCGCUACGCGCGCGGACCCUAUCAGCCGGCCGCCCGGCCGCCGACCUACGACGUGGGUCUGCCCCAGGGCGUGGUGCUCAAUCCCCUCGACGCCAUCUGCAACAGGCCGCGCGACGACGCCGUCUGCGUCAGUCAGCUGAAGAACGCCGGCCACGUGGACGAGGGACUGCUGCAGGAGCGGCCCGACGUCAAGAUCUUCCUGCCGUUCCGCUUCCUCGGCUACAGGCCCGAGGAGGUGUUCCAGCCCAACACGUACAAUCGCUAUCUCGUGGCGCCCACGGGCGAUCACGUCAUCUCCCUUGUGGACGAGAUCUCGUUCACGUUCCCGCCGUCGCCGCCGCUCUCCCAGAUCCAGGACAUACCGCCCGAGCAGUUCUGCAACGGCGACAAUCGGCCCGCCGACUGCGGCGCCAACUGCAUGUGCACGCACAAGGUCGACGUGCCGCUCAACGCCGUCGUCGAGGUCGUCCUCGUCGACGAGGUCCAGCAGCCGAAUCUCUCCCAUCCGUUCCAUCUGCACGGCUACUCGUUCAAGGUCGUCGGCAUUGGCCGCUCGCCCGACAAGAACGUCAAGAAGAUCAAUCUCAAGCACGCCAUCGAUCUGGACAGGCGCGGACUGCUUCACCGAGAGUUCAAUCUGCCGCCGAGCAAGGACACGAUCGCCGUGCCGAACAACGGCUACGUGGUGUUCCGCUUCCGCGCCGACAAUCCCGGCUACUGGCUCUUCCAUUGCCACUUCCUCUUUCACAUAGUCAUCGGCAUGAAUCUCAUACUGCACGUGGGCACUCACGGCGAUCUGCCGCCGAUCCCGCCGAACUUCCCGCGCUGCGGCGAUCAUCUGCCGCCCAUACAGGCGCCCCUGCCGCUCAGUCCUUAUCACUGAUCGUCCGCCA